Messenger RNA from Macrosiphum euphorbiae (potato aphid), 510 nucleotides. The record is from the annotation of a GenBank genome assembly. NCBI's taxonomy places the organism in Eukaryota, Metazoa, Arthropoda, Insecta, Hemiptera, Aphididae.
AUGAGUAAAAACCACUGUACUGCCUUAGCAAUACAUAAUUCUUAUUUAAACGACGAAGUUAUUAAUGCAUUUUUAGUCAUCGUAAAAUUACAAACAUCAUAUUUUAUUCCACAAAACGUAUUAUUUUAUCAAACACCACUUAUGUAUUCGGCCGUUGAGAACGUGGAUGAUUUUCAAAUUUUAUAUGAUGGUUCUAUUGGAAAUUAUGUUAUUGGGCAUUGGCUAUGUGUGUAUUAUCGUAAUGAAACUAAGUGCCCAGAAGUGUACGAUAGGCCAUACCAUACGCUUAAUGAUAAUUUAUUUGAGAUUUUGGAUAUUUUAUAUCCUUCAAAAUCCAAUGUUGUGUUUAAGUCUGUUAUAAAACAGCCAGAUGGGUAUUCAUGUGGAGUUUUUGCAAUUGCAUUUGCUACAUCACUAAUAUUUGGACGUAAUCCAUCGGAUGAAUGUUAUAUUAUCGAUUACAACAAUAUGAUAUGUAAAACCUGGACGUUACGUAAGAAGAUGGGCUAA